Aspergillus alliaceus is the source of this 1631-nucleotide messenger RNA. Its product is annotated as putative UV excision repair protein (RadW). Gene Ontology annotation, molecular function: damaged DNA binding; ubiquitin binding; polyubiquitin modification-dependent protein binding. The transcript is spliced from 7 exons. Gene Ontology annotation, biological process: proteasome-mediated ubiquitin-dependent protein catabolic process; nucleotide-excision repair. Bases 154 to 1275 code for a protein of 373 amino acids. The record is from RefSeq and is a predicted model, not a curated record. NCBI's taxonomy places the organism in Eukaryota, Fungi, Ascomycota, Eurotiomycetes, Eurotiales, Aspergillaceae. Gene Ontology annotation, cellular component: nucleoplasm; cytosol.
GUCAUCAUCAUUGUUCCUCCUGUCAAUUUCCGGUUCCAUAAUCUUCUCAGUCCGACUCUAUCUUUUCCCUUUUGUUUAGUGUCAUAUUUUCACCUUCCUGUGCCUUUCACUAUCCACUUCUUAGAGCCAUCUUCAGUCCUUUGGUGGCGCAAGAUGAAGCUUACAUUUAAAGAUUUGAAACAGCAGAAGUUUGUAAUUGAUGCAGAGCCCUCAGAGACGGUUGGGCAAGUGAAGGAAAAAAUCUCUAAGGAGAAAGGAUGGGAGGUCCCUCAACUGAAGCUGAUAUACUCCGGUAAGAUCUUGCAAGAUGACAAGGCGAUCGAAUCGUACAACAUCGAAGAAAAGGGUUUCAUAGUGUGCAUGGUCUCCAAGCCCAAGGCCUCGUCGUCUACAGCCACUCCUUCGCAAGCCCCGUCUACGCCUUCGAGAGCUACCGCCUCGACACCAGCUGCCCCCCCUGCCCCGGCUCCAUCUACAAACACUUCUACACCAGCCGUACCGGCGACUCCUUCUCCUGCUGGGGCUUCACAGCCAUCUGAUGCUGCUUUCAAUGACCCGUCCGCCCUGUUGAGUGGAUCCCAGGGCGAGGCAGUCAUUGCUCAUAUGGAGAGUAUGGGUUUUCCAAGGGACGACAUCAACCGCGCAAUGAGGGCUGCUUUUUUCAAUCCCGAUCGUGCUAUUGAAUACCUUCUAAAUGGGAUUCCAGAUACUAUCCAACAGGAGCAGCAACAACAACAGCAGGCUGCGGCUGCGAACUCUCCCGAACCUCCUGCAGCUCCUGCAGGAGAAAAUGUUCCUUCGACAACCGGUGGUGAUGAGCCAGUCAAUCUGUUCGAGGCUGCUGCUCAGGCGGGUACCCAGGAAGGCACGCGUGGGGCGCGCUCUGGAAGUGCAGCUGGCGAAGGACUCCCGAAUCUUGACUUCCUUCGGAAUAACCCACACUUCCAGCAACUUCGCCAGCUAGUCCAGCAGCAACCCCAAAUGCUCGAGCCCAUCCUCCAACAGGUCGCGGCCGGGAACCCUCAGAUUGCCCAGCUCAUUGGCCAGAAUGAGGAACAGUUUCUUCAGCUUUUGAGCGAAGAAGGUGAUGGUGCGCUCCCUCCUGGUGCACAUCAAAUUCAUGUCACCGAGGAAGAGAGAGACGCAAUUGAACGUUUAUGCCGUCUGGGCUUUUCACGGGACUUGGUCAUACAGGCCUACUUUGCAUGUGACAAGAAUGAAGAACUCGCUGCCAACUUUCUAUUCGAGAACCCGGAUGAUCCUGAAGACCUAUGAUUCACCAGAGUGCCUUUACGAAAGGCAUUUCAACAAUACGUUUUCUGCGAACCUAGUGCUGUUCUUCCCUAUUAAUGAAAACCGCAAUGCAUACUCCUUUCCAAGUUACCUAUCUAAGCUUGAUAUCGUAGUUUAGACAGGUACAGCUUGCCGUGCUCAACACGCGUAUUCUCUAGCCGUCACUACUUCCUCAAUCACGUCCUUUAUCUUCUCAAUAUUAUCUUGUGAACGACUUUUGUAGCGGUAUCGCAGUACGGUAGUACUCUUUCUAUUUCCCAUUCCCUGUUCCACUCAGAAAGGAGGUUUUGGUUUUGUGCCUAUUUCAUGGGACAAAAAUGAGAUAUGUUUGUGCAUCA